This is a messenger RNA of Vespula pensylvanica (western yellowjacket), 1126 nucleotides long. RefSeq names its product early nodulin-75-like. The coding region runs from base 65 to 880 and encodes 271 amino acids. The record is from RefSeq and is a predicted model, not a curated record. Lineage: Eukaryota; Metazoa; Arthropoda; Insecta; Hymenoptera; Vespidae. The transcript has 2 exons.
AUUCAUUCUAUCGGUCAUCUUAUACUAACUAUUUGAAGAAUAUAAAAAGAAGACAAAGUUAAUCAUGCUGAGGUUACUGAUACCAUGCCUGUUAUGGCUGGCGAGCGUUCGUUCGCACAGCGUUCAUAUGGACAUGAUGGAUUCCGGUACAAUGGAUUCUUCAUUGUCCAAAUUGAAAAGGGGCUACGUUCAAGACCCUUGUCCACCGCAGUACCACCUUCCCGCAUAUCAUCAACCAGCUGUUCUCGUAAAAGCCUAUGAACAGCCUAGUUAUCCGAAAAAGGAAGUGACAGUUCAUCAAGCACCGCCUCAUAUACAGUAUAUCGCAAGUCAUCAACCGAGUUACACAAUUAUUCCGAAACAAUCGGUUACUUACGUGAAGCCGCAGGUAGUAAAUUAUCAACCCGUUCAUGCACCAUCGUAUACGGUUCAUCCGGUUCAAUCGGUCGUCAAACCAUGGAUGCCAUCGUAUUCACCGCCUAAAGUGAUUUACCAAAAGCCGAUGUAUUCUUAUGCCCCGGUUUAUCAAAAGCCGAUGUACGAGAUGCCGAAAAUUUAUUUGAAAAAAUACGAAGUACCAGCGGUACAAACACAGGUGGUUUAUCAAAAGCCAGGCGUUGUUUAUCAAAAACCAGCUGUUUCAGGCUAUGUAUAUCAAAAACCAGCUGUUUCAGGCUAUGUAUAUCAAAAACCAGCCCCACAUCCUAUUUCCUACAUUCCACCACCGCAACCUAAAGUUAUCCACAUACAGGCAGCGCCAGUCUCUUACGUGAAAAUUGCUCAACCGCCUCCAAUGGUACACCCACCCGUCUAUCUUCCACCUGCUCCAGUUCAUCCACCCCCAGCUAUUGUCAAAAUAGCGAAACCUAUGUGCGACUGAAAUCACAGGGAUCACACGAAGCCGAGAGAAAAACUAAUUUAAUCGCCAUCGAUUCUCUUAACCAUCAUGGAGUAAGAGAGACAGCCUAGCUCGCAAGAAACAACGAGAUAUUUCCUAAUCGAAAUAGAUCAAACCUACCGAGCUACAAUUAACUGCCAUAAUGAGCCGCCUUUCUCGAUCGUAAUUUAGUAAAAAUGCACUUUUGUAAUGUCUACACUCUACCAAUAAAUAAUCUGUCUUACGUAA